GGGUGUAGAAGUGUUGAGUGAAUGGAGUCUCUCCUCUGAAAAAAUGGCGUCUAGAAAAAAAAUGACGCGUGAAGAACGACUCGAAAAAAAAAGAAUAGCAGAACGAUUACGAUACCAAAAAAUUAAAAAUGACAAAGAUAAGUACGCUCAACAAAAAGUCAAGUAAAGGGAAAAAUAUGAAAAGAAGAAAGAAAAAGGAGUUAUUAAGACAGUCAAUCAAAUGACCCCCAGAGAGCAGCGGAAGGCUAGAAAAGUUUGGAGAGAGAAAGCAAAAAUUCGUAGACGUCGUUUAGCACUCCAAGAUUUAAGCAAUGCUCCUGAAACUCCACCAUGUUCAGAUAAUGAAGACCCGCCGCAGCCCCCUCAAAAUAUAAAUAGGCGAGCGCAGGCAGCACAGCAAAAAUCAAUUCGAGCAAGAAAAGCAAGAAACCUGAUAAUAAGAAAACAAGAGGCUGAAAUAGCUCGACUUAAGUCUGCAGUCCAACGUUACAAGAAGCAAAUGCAACGGAUAAAAAAACCACCAAUUAUCACACCCAACACUAAAGUAAAUUUACUUACAUCAGCAGUAAGUGCAGCUGACAAAGAAACCAUAAAGAAGAAACUGCUUUUCAGUGAAGUUAUUACUCAACAACUUAAUGAAAAUUUUUCAAAUAUCGACACUGCCCAAGAAAAAAGAGUCUUCAGAAGAGUGUUAAGCGGGAAAAUAGUAAAAAAAUACAAUGUGUUACCGGAAGAACUGAAAAUAAAACCUUUGAGUAAAAUAGACAACAAAUUAAAACUGAUGGAUACAAAGCGCAGCUCAAAAAAACACAGUCAGAAUUUGAAAACCUGCAUAGUUAAAUUUAUGGAAGAUGAUUCGAGCAGUAGACUUUGUGCAGGUAAAAAAGACUUUAUAACGAAGAUGGGCGAGCGUAAGCAAAAGCGAGUUAUGCUAGAUACGUUAUUCAACUUGCACAAACGUUUUCUGGAAAAGACACACAUUCAAAUAUCUUAUUCAGUGUUCUGCAAACUCCGACCAUUUUGGGUCGUCCAACCACGCUGUGACAGUCGUAACACUUGCAUGUGUGUUAUACAUAGCAAUAUAGAUUUAAUGCUGAAAUCACUUUACAACGCUAAAAUAAUAUCUGUGUCGAAUUACGUGGACCUUCUAAACCAAGUUUGCUGCAACAGAUUCAACGAAAAAUGUUUAUCCCGCGAGUGUAAGAUGUGUUUAAACAAAGGUCUUCAUUAUAAAGAAUUCGAUAACUCUAUUCAACUAGUUUACAGCAAGUGGCAAAGUGUACGCCAAGAUAUCGUGGAUUUAAAAACUCGAAAACCUCGAACUGUAACGAAAUGCGUUAAAAGCUCACUACAGAUUCUACCAAGGGACUUGAUUUUGGAUUUGGAAUCAAAGAUGGCUAAGUUUUUGAAUCACGAACGAAACAUAGUGCACCAACAUCAAACUAUAAAAACAAAAAAAGAGUCCCUCACUGAGUCAGAAGCUCUUAUACACGUGGAUUUCAGUGAAAACUACCUAACAAAAUACGCUGAAGAAGUACAAUCCUUUCAUUUCGGAGGAUCGAGACAACAAAUAAGUAUGCACACUGUUGUAGUCUACACUAAAGAAGUCGAGCAAGAGCUAAAAAGCCAAUGUUACUGCACAUUAUCACAAAAUUUAUCGCACUCACCUCCUGCAAUUUGGGCGCAUUUACAGCCCAUACUGGACUGUCUGCCGGCUACUGUUACAACUUUACAUUUCUUGAGCGAUGGGCCAGACACGGUAAGGGAGCUCCUGACGGAGUGGGAGCUACUUGCAAGAGAACUGCAGAUAGAUUAG
This is a messenger RNA of Pectinophora gossypiella (pink bollworm), 1816 nucleotides long. RefSeq lists its product as uncharacterized. The transcript is spliced from 3 exons. Lineage: Eukaryota; Metazoa; Arthropoda; Insecta; Lepidoptera; Gelechiidae. The record is from RefSeq and is a predicted model, not a curated record. Bases 221 to 1816 code for a protein of 531 amino acids.